Messenger RNA from Zychaea mexicana, 2987 nucleotides. RefSeq lists its product as uncharacterized. The record is from RefSeq and is a predicted model, not a curated record. The coding region runs from base 171 to 2711 and encodes 846 amino acids. Lineage: Eukaryota; Fungi; Mucoromycota; Mucoromycetes; Mucorales; Lichtheimiaceae. The transcript is spliced from 10 exons. Gene Ontology annotation, molecular function: transcription corepressor activity. Gene Ontology annotation, biological process: DNA-templated transcription. Gene Ontology annotation, cellular component: nucleus.
UAUCAGUAGUAGAAGGAAAGAGUUGUCUUCGUAAACAUCAUGAUGACACUUUUUGAUUGUCAACAAUAAGGGUUAGAAGUGACGUGUGCUGCCCAGUUACAGCGCAUUGAUUUUUUACUGGCGUGCAUGUCCGUCGGGCGGAAGGUUACCAAACCUAUAACAAUCCGCAAAUGGAGUCAACCGAUUCGAAUGCAGGACGGCCUGCAUCGCCUCCGCAAAAGGGUACCGACAACGUGAUUCACAAGUCUAAUGGAAAGGAACAGCAAAUUGGUGUUGCACCUUCUGGUGGUGGCAGUAGUAGUGUUGGCCCCAGCGUAUCGACAGCCACGUCAAUUCAGCAAGGAAGCGAUGCACGAUCCACGUCAGAAACAGCAACAGCGAUUAACAACAAUAGUAAUAGUACCACUACUGCUGCCAGUGGACAGGUCACAUUUACAGCCCCACCAGCAACAACCUCUGAAGCCACUGUGGCCGCCGUUACGGCAGCAGCAGCAGCAGACGAAUCGGCUUUACAAAACCAGAAGCUAGUUGAAGAGUUUCAGUAUUUACUGGAAAAAAGCCAGAGCUUGUUUAGUGGCCUCAGAGAUUUGCCUCCAACCGGUAGUCAUCGACAAUGGAGACCUUAUUUCGAGAAAACUUUUGAAGUGUAUACAAAGCUGUGGAAGUUUCAGCAGACGCAUAGGCCUGUCUUGGAGGAUAAGAACAAUUACGGACUAAAGCGGUGGGAAGUAGGAGAAAUCGCAAGCAAGAUCGGGCAGUUAUAUUAUCAUUAUUAUUUACGAACAAGUGAUACGAGCUAUCUGCAAGAAGCUUUCGUAUUUUACGACGCGAUACAUGAACGUCAAUAUUUUAAAGAUAUCCUUGAAGUGAAAAACCCUGCCCUAAUGAUCAAGAAAAUGCGGUACUAUGCCCGCUUCGUUGUGGUCAGCCUGUUACUGAAUAAGGAUAGCAAUAUUCGCUUGCUCAUCAGCGAGUUGGAGAGCCUGGUAGACGAAUAUACAAAGAGCUUCAAACCUCCAGACGCUAAGGAGUGGCAGAUUGUUCUGGAUGAAAUUAACACGUUUAUGGAAGCCGAGAAAAAACUCGCGCCAGUUAGUGCGGAUCGGACGCCUGUGACGGUAGAGCAUCGGCUAUCAUGGUCGUCAGGAUUGAACCGAGGCGACGGUGUUGGUGCCGCAUCGAACAGCAAGUUGAAACUUCAAGAAGCUAUCUUGGUUGGCAACUGUCAAAAACAGAUCAAAUUUUCAGAGCUUACGCUUGACAUGUAUCGCAUCCUGCAGAGCCUUGAAAUGCAACCUCCUGGCACAACGACGACGAACCAGACAUCAACAACUGCAACAAAGGCAAAUAAGGGAGCAGCUUCUAAACCAGCAACAGCAACAACGCUGACGACUGACCAGGCAUCAGCGCAUCAUGAUGGCAAGGACCCUGUCAUGUCAAAGGACAAGUCAACGACUACACGAAGUAUUGUAGGCGUUCAUGCAGGGACUGCAGGUGAUGAUAGCACUGGUGGUGGAUCGGCAGCCAAUAACACAUCAUCGACUGUUUCGGGUGAUCAGCAGCAAAAGCAAUCGCAGCAAACACCAGAGCAGUCGCAGACAACCCAAGAACAGCAACAAGUGCAACCACAUCAGUCUUCUCAACAGCAGCAGACGCAAAACUCGCAACAGCGAGAUCAACAACAACAACAGCAAGGCAACAACAAUCUAAUUGGUGGAGACAAGGGCACUACUACUAUUAGCAGACGUAUCAAUCCACACAAAUACCUACUUUAUCGGCCAUCUCUUAGCCAACUUUUUGUGUAUAUAUCCACUGCUUUCAAAGAUACUGCCGACAACGGUGCUAUGCUACUCUAUCUGUCCGCAGACGGCUGUGAAUAUCCCGAGGCACAGGAUCCUGGUUACCGAAGUGGUGUAGCUACCAACAACAGAAAAACGCAGCAGCAAAAUGUCAGUGCGGCAUCGGGAAUUACCGCUGAACGAUCCGAUUCCACGCCAGCAGCAGCGGCAGCGGGAGGAGGAUCCACAUCCACUUCUGCCCCUGGAGCUUCCAAUACAGCACCAGGAUCAUCACCAUUCACUGCAGCACAAACGGCAUCACCUCCCAUAGUGCCCUCUGUCUAUUGUCUUCAUCCAGCUGACCUUAUACCCUUCACUCGGAAACCGCUAUUUCUUAUAGUUGACAGCAGCAGCAGCGUCGCCUUUAGCAGCAUACCCAACGUGUUUGAUCAGCCUGUCAUGAGCCUCAUGUCGCCCACAGAAUACCCAUCGUCAGUUCAAGAUAGGAGCGAGAUUGGUAGCUUAUUUACACUUUUCCUUCAUACACCUUUGCUCGGAUUCUGCUCCGUCUCAGAUAUUGGAAAUUUGGAUCAGUCAAAUUGGGACGAGUGCGUUUCGCUAAUAUCGGCUAUGGAACAAAAGAUUGGUGAAACUUUGCUGGCUCAUCCGGAUGUUGAUGCGCAUGUUAAGCGGUUCAUGACGGAUGAGUUUCUAUGGACCUUUGUUGUUCGAUUUACACUUUGUUGUAUUAUUUUACGAUGUCAUUCUUCGUUCAAAGAUGAAAAGACGUUCCCUUCAUGUCAUCCACCGUUACCUGACAAUAUAUACAGCUCGCUUGAUAUCAUUGGCAUGUUACGAAGCCUGACCGAUGUAGCUGACGUAGCUACUUACUUCAACUUUCCAUUCGUCAAUGAAGAGCCAGUAGAGUCAUGAAGUGGUUGAGGAACUCAUAUGCGGAAUAAGAAGAAUAAAUUCAAGAGUGAUUUUAUACUCCGUGUACUUACUACAGUCGAUCCCCUGUAAUUUCAUACCGUUAACUUUCAACCCUCAAUAUCUUCACACAAAACUUGGGGAUUGACGCUAUGGAAAUUACAAAGUUUCACUGUAUGCUUAUAGAUAAUAUAUGGUUUGAUGAGUCUAUUUUAUAAGAAGAAAGAUAAACGAUCUUAGUGGUGUCGAUAUACCAUAGUCAGUGGUCACAUCAGUAAA